AUGAAGUUCCUCGGUGCCGCCGUCGCCGGCAUCGCCAGCCUGCUGUCUCUUCAGGCCGCGGCCAGCCCCGUGCCGACGCCGGUCGAGGCCCGGCAGGCCACGGGGACCAUCUCCAACAACGUCAUCUUCUCGCCGCCCUCCAACGCCGGCUGGAUCGACCCCCGCGUCCUGUACGCCCGCACCAUCCAGCUCGAGUCGGGCGACCUGCUCGCCACCUGGGAGAACUACUCGCCCGAGCCGCCCAUCGUCCACUUCCCCAUCUGGCGCUCCCAGGACGGCGGCGCGACCUGGUCCGAGAUCGGCCGAGUCCAGGACACCGUCAACGGCUGGGGCCUCCGCUACCAGCCCACCCUCUACGAGCUGCCCGCGGCCUUUGGCGGGUACCCGGCCGGCACCAUCCUGCUCGCCGGCAACAGCAUCCCCACCGACCUGAGCCUGACCAAGAUCGACGUCUACGCCAGCACCGACGCCGGCGUCACCUGGGAGUUCGUCAGCAGCGUCGCCAGCGGAGGCGAGGCCCGUCCCAACAACGGCCUGACUCCGGUCUGGGAGCCUUUCUUCCUCCUCCACAACGAAAAGCUCAUCAUCUACUACGCCGACCAGCGCGACCCCAAGUACGGCCAGAAGCUGUCCCACGAGACCACGACGGACCUCAAGACCUGGAGCGGCGUCGUCAACGACGUCGUCGACGACAGCAACUACGAGGCCCGCCCCGGCAUGCCCGUCAUCGUCCAGCUGCCGAACAAGGACUUCAUCUACGCCUACGAGGUCUGCGGCACCGCCGGCUGCCGCGUGCACUACCGCCUCACCGCCGACCCGGAGAACGUCCUCGCGGCGCCGGGUAUCCCGCUCGUCUCGGACCGGGGCACGCGGCCCGUCAGCUCGCCCUACGUCGUCUGGACGCCCGUCGGCGGCGUCAACGGCACCAUCGUCCUCAGCGGCGGCAGCCAGUCCAACAUCUUUGUCAACCGCGCCCUCGGCGCCCCGGGCGCGUGGGUCGAGUACGCCGUGCCGCAGCCCAACGCCUACUCGCGCUCCCUCGAGAUCCUCGACGACGGCAGCAAGCUGGCCAUCAUCGGCGGCGGGAGGCUGCCCCCGAGCAGCACCAACCAGGUCAGCAUCAGCGUCGUUGACCUCAACGCCCUGCUUGGGCUGUAG
Molecule: messenger RNA, 1158 nt
Organism: Colletotrichum higginsianum IMI 349063
Lineage: Eukaryota; Fungi; Ascomycota; Sordariomycetes; Glomerellales; Glomerellaceae
Product: Glycoside hydrolase family 93
Exons: 2
Coding region: 1-1158 (385 amino acids)
Source: RefSeq, a predicted model, not a curated record